GCGGAAAUCCCGUGUUUCGUGGCUGAGGAGGAAGCUCCACGUCAGAGGAGCCGUCAGAUCGGCCGGGCCUGGGUGUGGGCACGGGCUGAGGUGCUGCAGCGAUGCCUCUGAGACUUGACAUCAAGCGGAAGCUGACCGCUCGGUCUGACCGAGUGAAAAGUGUUGACUUGCACCCAAGUGAACCAUGGAUGUUAGCCAGUCUUUACAAUGGCAGUGUCUGCGUGUGGAACCAUGAAUCUCAGACUCUUGUGAAGACAUUUGAAGUUUGCGACUUGCCUGUGAGGGCAUCCAAAUUUGUGGCACGAAAGAACUGGGUCAUCACAGGAGCAGAUGAUAUGCAAAUCAGAGUCUUCAACUACAAUACACUGGAGAGAGUUCACAUGUUUGAAGCUCAUUCAGAUUACAUUCGUUGUAUUGCUGUUCACCCAACUCAACCAUACAUCUUGACCAGCAGUGAUGACAUGCUUAUUAAACUGUGGGAUUGGGAGAAGAAGUGGACCUGCACCCAGGUUUUUGAAGGGCACACUCACUAUGUUAUGCAAAUUGUCAUCAACCCAAAAGACAACAAUCAAUUUGCAAGUGCAUCCUUAGAUAGGACCAUUAAGGUGUGGCAGCUUGGGUCAUCCUCACCUAAUUUCACCUUGGAAGGCCAUGAAAAAGGAGUGAACUGCAUUGACUACUACAGCGGUGGUGAUAAGCCCUAUCUGAUUUCUGGAGCUGACGAUCGCCUAGUUAAAAUCUGGGACUACCAGAAUAAGACUUGUGUUCAGACCCUGGAGGGUCACGCUCAGAAUGUCUCUUGUGUUAGCUUCCAUCCUGAACUUCCAAUUAUCAUCACUGGAUCAGAGGAUGGUACUGUUCGUAUCUGGCACUCGAGUACUUACCGUUUGGAGAGUACUCUGAAUUAUGGGAUGGAACGAGUCUGGUGCGUGGCAAGUCUGAGGGGCUCCAACAAUGUGGCUCUUGGCUAUGAUGAAGGCAGUAUCAUCAUUAAGCUGGGACGUGAAGAACCUGCAAUGUCUAUGGACGCUAGUGGUAAAAUUAUUUGGGCCAAGCAUUCUGAAGUCCAGCAGGCUAACCUCAAAGCAAUGGGAGAUACUGAAAUAAAAGAUGGUGAAAGACUGCCACUGGCUGUGAAGGACAUGGGAAGCUGUGAGAUUUACCCACAGACAAUUCAACAUAAUCCCAAUGGAAGGUUUGUGGUAGUCUGUGGUGAUGGUGAAUACAUUAUCUACACAGCAAUGGCUUUGAGAAAUAAGAGCUUUGGAUCUGCGCAGGAGUUUGUAUGGGCACACGAUUCUUCUGAAUAUGCAAUCAGGGAAAGCAACAGUGUGGUGAAAAUAUUCAAAAACUUCAAAGAAAAGAAAUCAUUUAAGCCUGAUUUUGGAGCAGAAGGCAUCUAUGGAGGGUUCCUCCUCGGUGUCCGCUCAAUGAAUGGCUUGGCAUUUUAUGACUGGGAUACCACCGAACUCAUCCGCCGAAUUGAAAUACAGCCCAAACAUAUAUUCUGGUCAGACUCUGGUGAACUAGUGUGCAUUGCUACAGAGGAUUCCUUCUUUGUUUUGAAAUAUCUUGCUGAGAAGGUGGCUACAGCACAGGAAACACAUGAAGGAGUUACAGAAGAUGGCAUUGAAGACGCUUUUGAGGUUCUUGGUGAAAUUCAAGAAAUUGUUAAGACUGGUUUGUGGGUAGGAGACUGUUUUAUCUACACCAGCUCUGUGAACAGGCUGAACUAUUAUGUUGGUGGAGAGAUUGUCACGAUUGCCCACCUUGACAGAACUAUGUACCUCCUGGGUUAUAUCCCGAAAGAUAAUCGACUGUAUUUGGGAGAUAAAGAUUUGAACAUCGUCAGCUAUUCUUUGCUUGUCUCUGUUCUUGAGUACCAGACCGCAGUCAUGAGGAGAGACUUUUCCAUGGCCGAUAAGGUUCUGCCCACAAUUCCAAAGGAACAGAGGACAAGAGUAGCACACUUCCUUGAGAAACAGGGUUUUAAAUCACAGGCUCUUGCGGUAUCCACUGAUCCAGAGCACCGCUUUGAGCUUGCACUGCAACUUGGAGAGCUCAAGAUUGCGUAUCAAUUGGCUGUAGAAGCAGAGUCAGAGCAGAAAUGGAAGCAGUUGGCAGAGCUUGCGAUCAGUAAGUGCCAGUUUACCCUUGCUCAGGAGUGUUUACACCAUGCACAAGAUUAUGGUGGACUAUUGCUGCUGGCUACUGCCUCUGGCAAUGCUCCAAUGGUUAACAAGUUAGCAGAAGUUGUCGAAAAAGAUGGCAAGAACAAUGUUGCAUUUGUGACUUACUUCAUGCAAGGAAAGCUUGACAAUUGUUUGGAAUUGCUGAUAAAAACAGGACGUCUUCCAGAAGCUGCCUUUUUUUCCAGAACCUACUUGCCAAGUCAGGUCUCUAGGGUUGUGAAACUCUGGAGAGAGAAUCUUGCCAAAAUAAACCAAAAAGCUGCAGAAUCUCUUGCUGACCCCACAGAGUAUGAAAACCUAUUCCCAGGCCUAAAAGAAGCUUUUGUAGCUGAGCAGUAUCUGAAAGAAACCACCAAAACUGAAGAGAGGCCCGCCAGGGAGUACCCUCUUGUCACUCCAAAUGAAGAAAGGAAUGUUAUUGAAGAAUCAAAAGACUUUACACCAUCUCAUCAUGGACCAUCAGUUAAGACUUCUGAAGAUGAGCAGGAAGCAGUGGCAAAUGUGUCUACACCAGUUGCGUCAGUGAUAGCAGAUGCAAAAGCAAUAUUAGAAUCAGACCCUGCUUAUGUGGCGACUAAAGCUGGCUCAGGAGGAAUAGACAUUGAAACUAAAAAGGUAUUCCAACUUGGGCAAGAUACGAAAACUGAUUCUCUGACUGAUCUUGAUGAUGAUUUGGAUAACUUGGAGUUGGAAGACAUAGACACUUCAGACGUUAACUUGGAUGAAGAAUUCCUGGAUGAUUAAAUUGAAAACCAAGUAUAUUUAAACGUGACCAAAUUUCUAUUAAAUGAAUAUUCAACACUUGCUUUUAGAAAGAUGUUGCAAUUUAUUAUAAGUUUGGACAGAGCUGAUUGCCACUGUCUUGCUGCCCAUUCUGAAAUGCAUUUUGCACCACCCUACAAAAGGUGGCGCUGUUAUCACGCCAGUGUCUCAGUGCAUGGCUGCCAUUGAGACACCUGUAAAGUACGUCAUGGAGUUAGUGCUUCAUAACUGCAGAGAUGUUUGUGUUGUUGUGUUGUAUUAACUCUAAAUAAAACUGAUUUACAUUUUU
Hemiscyllium ocellatum (epaulette shark) is the source of this 3243-nucleotide messenger RNA. RefSeq names its product COPI coat complex subunit beta 2 (gene copb2). Gene Ontology annotation, cellular component: COPI vesicle coat. The record is from RefSeq and is a predicted model, not a curated record. Gene Ontology annotation, molecular function: protein binding; structural molecule activity. Gene Ontology annotation, biological process: intracellular protein transport; endoplasmic reticulum to Golgi vesicle-mediated transport; retrograde vesicle-mediated transport, Golgi to endoplasmic reticulum. Bases 102 to 2936 code for a protein of 944 amino acids. The transcript is spliced from 22 exons. Lineage: Eukaryota; Metazoa; Chordata; Chondrichthyes; Orectolobiformes; Hemiscylliidae.